Messenger RNA from Haliotis rubra (blacklip abalone), 5002 nucleotides. RefSeq lists its product as uncharacterized. The transcript has 8 exons. Lineage: Eukaryota; Metazoa; Mollusca; Gastropoda; Lepetellida; Haliotidae. The coding region runs from base 1 to 3522 and encodes 1173 amino acids. Gene Ontology annotation, cellular component: cell septum; cell periphery. Gene Ontology annotation, molecular function: chitin synthase activity. The record is from RefSeq and is a predicted model, not a curated record.
AUGGUUCUCGGAAAGUGCGGUGCUUUGGUUGUCCUUACUCCAGGGAACAGAUAUCCCUAUUUCCUCACAACAUCACAGAAUACAGAAAUCGGACAUAAAGAGACGGGGAUCCUUGGAGGAGUCAUAGAGACGGUUGCCGUCUGUAUCUUCGCAUCCGAAAUCUCUCUCGUUCUUCCGGAACCAAUUUUUCUCUUCCUUCCAUCCGCUGUCUUCACUAUACCGCUCAUUGUCAAGGCUGCACACAAUAUGAAGAUGACGACAUCCACAAAGUCCAGCAGCAAGAAGUUCGUGCGCAUCCUCACCCAGUGCCUGCACGUGACCCUAUGCACAUACACUUUCUGGGCCCCUGCCCUCAUCUCUGCCUUCAUCUACCUGUGGUCUCCUUUCAACAUGCAUCUCCGACACUGCGUGGCCCUACCCAUAAUUCUCCUCGUGCUCUCGACCGCCUGGACCCCCCGCGUGCAGGAGAUUAUCGUCUGCUCGUCGGGGCAGCGUAACUGGAAGGCGACGUUAGCCUACAACUGCCUCAAGAUUGUGUCAAUACCCAUAACCCUCACAGGCCUGAUGGCGUUCAACUUGAAAGCAUUCCGCGAAGACAUGUACCAGUUCCUGAGCGUAGGAUUUGCAAACACAACAGAUUACAGAAUCUGGCUGCCGAUGUUAGUGACUGUUAUAACAGGGAUGUCUGCCCUGGCCAUCAUGAACGUCGCAUCUAAAGUAUCCCUCACGACACCGGGUGUCUGGCUACCGUCCCUCCUUGCUCCUCUUCUCACUUACGGAGCAGCCACCAUUUUGUGGGGGGAUGUUUCAACUGAGGCUAUAUGGGAAUUGUCUGGCAUGGACCUUGCUACAUGGUCUGCGACAGUUUUAGCCUUCCUUGUCUGGAUUGUUCCAUACAUAAUCCCAGCUCUGAACAUCAUUGAAUCACCGACAGACCUUCUCCGACCUUUCUCAGAAAACUUUUUCGGAUUUACCUGGAAUGCAAUGUUCUUGGAACAAUCUCUCAUACUUAACUACAGCCACAAAGGGAUUGGUUCAAGAGACAGAUUUACCCAAACCACAGUCAAACAAGGCAAACAUAAAACAGUUUUCGUCUGUACGACAAUGUUCCGGGAAACGAGAACCGAAAUGAAACGUUAUCUCAACAGUUUAAAGAAGAUGGUGUCCACCAACGUCCUGAACGACGUUUCGGUGGAGGCACACGUGUUCCUUGACAACGCCAUCGAGAAAGGCCAAUACAACUCCUUCGCUUGUCAGUUGCUGAGCCUGCUCAUAGAGGUGUUCCAUCUGUCCUAUCCAGACUUGAACUGCUACAAGACGCCUUAUGGAUUCCAGUUCCACUGCAUCUACGACCAGAACUUCCCCGUCUACGUCCACAUCAAGAACGGGGAGCUGUUCAAGGUCAAGAAACGAUGGAGUCAGGUCAUGUAUAUGAAUUACAUCCUCAAAUACCGAUGUGGUUUCAACUCCAGCAGCCCACCAGGUCCUAAGGACAUUGACCUGACUUCAAGUGGAAAUUUCGACACUUUCGCCACAGGAUUGAAAUACAGUGGACAGGAAGACUACCGUGCGAACUUAUACAAAUAUCUCAAAGAGAAAGAAAGCUCUCACAGACAUCCAUCCAGUAGCACUGACUUCGACGACAGUGGAAGCGACACAUCAACGGAGGCGUCAGAGGCUUAUACGGUAUCAAGGGAGAGCACUGCGUCCUGCUUCACCAGCGAGGGGACUGAUAGUGAUGAUUCGGAUUUGUUCUCUUACAAAAAACUGCCGCCCAAAACCCACCCCAAGGUGCCAUGUACGAAGGACAUCGGAAAUGAGAUGGUCAAGAACGUGCUGAAGGCGGAACUGGCCAGACGAGCUGAUAAACAAGAUGGCGGACAUCGGGUGUAUCUCCCGCCAGACUUGUUCUACUUCCAACCAGGACGUGGACAGCAAGGGAGAUGGCGUAGCAAUGGCCUCGUAGCUGAGGAGGGUUCUCACGAGACUUCUCUCUUCACCAUCGCCGGCAACCAGGGCCUCAGUAAACAGGACGACGUGUACGUGUUGGCCACGGACGCAGACACCCAGUUCAAGGCUAAGAGUGUGCGGGCACUGCUCGACCUCUGUGACAGGGACCAGUCGCUUGGGGCUGCCUGUGGGCGUACUGUACCCACCGGGGGUUUUAAUCCUGUUGUUUGGUACCAAAAGUUUGAAUACGCCAAAGAUUUCUGGCUGGUGAAGGCCUCCCAGAAUAUAAUCGGUUCCGUCACGUGCUGUCCCGGAUGUUUCAGUCUGUAUCGAGGCCAGGCAUUGGCUGACGUUAUGAGCACGUUCUCCGAGCCCAGCUGCUCGGCCUUCGACGCUCUCGUCAAGGACCAUGGUGAGGACCGAUGGCUGUGUACACUCAUGAUGAUGAGGGGAUGGAAACUCGAGUACAUCGACAACUGCAGGAACUCUACCCACUGCCCCGAGUCCUUUACAGAAUUCCUUCGCCAACGUCGACGAUGGGUGCUCUCGGAGCUCUCGAACAUGGUUCUCAUCUUCCAGUCCCUGUCUGAUCUUGUACGCCGGAACGCAGCCUUCUCCGCCAUCUUCAUCCUGUCACUCUUGCAGAUGUUCCUGUGGGUCCUUCUUUCCCCGGCGACAACCCUCAUCGUCCUGUGCGUCGCCAGUGAGAUCAUCUUCGGACUCCCUCUCAUCUGGUCCGCGCCCUUUGCGUUCCUGUUCAUCAUCUUCUACACUGUCGUCUGCUGUGCCUGCAGCAAGCGGAUGCAGAACAUCGUGACCUUGACCUUCCUCCUGUCUGUUGCGACCUUCAUGAUAGCUAUAAGUGCAGGUUUUAUUGCUUAUAUGGUUAUCAACAUCCAAGAAGAUAUGGCGAGAGGUCAUGUCGAGUUUCGUCCCUACUUCCUCGUGCCGCUCCUCAUCGGCGGGACAAUCUACGCUGCCCUCAUCCAUCCCGGGGAGUGGCUCAACCUUGUGUACGGCAUCGUGUACGCCUUCAUCUUCCCCGCCAUGUUCAUCAUCCUCCCCAUCUAUGCCGUGUCCAACAUGGUCGACCAGUCAUGGGGGACUCGAGAAGAGUCGACCGCUGGGGAGUACUGCUGUGAUAAGAAACAGGAAAAACCAACAAGAGAGGAAGAAACCUGCCAACCAUUCACCAUGAAGGCCAGCGACGUGCUGCCCCUCACGUCAGAACCAGAGAGACGCUUCUGGGAAAAGCUCCGGAAGUCCCUCCUCGGCAAGAACGUGAAUUGUGGGAAGGAUGAGGAGUCUCUGAGGCAUAAUCUCAAGCAGUUGCGAGACAAGUGCGUGGUCACCAUGGUGAUCAUGAACACCGUAUGGUAUUCAUUCCUGACGUCAGUGUACCUGUUGGCGAACAGUGACGCCAUCUGCUAUGUGGUGGCUGGGGUCUUCAGCUUCUCAUUAGUUGUCCAGCUACUGGGGCUCACCUCCUACAAAAUAGACAAUUCCCUUCGACGACACAUACUCAGGCGAGCUAGCCCGUCUCAUCCGCUCUGGGUCAAGGACAGGCAUUAAUCAUGUGGUAUGACGUCAUAAUGAUGUGCAAUAUGAAUAUUUCUAAUCGUAACCUGCCCUCAUGACAGCAGCUUGACAUAUGUAUUGUACAGUAUUACAUACAGUAUUUAUUUUACAAUAUUUAUUGUAUAGUAUUUCAAUCACUACCACUGUCAAAGGUGUAUGUAGUAUUGUGUGUCCAUGUUGGGUACUCUUGUCGAGUCGCGACGGAGUCUUUGUUACAUGUUUUGAUGUCGUCAUUGCUUGGUAACAUGACGUCACAUGGGCAGUAUAAUUUAUCAUUUACGUCAUCAUGUUUUAAGUGAAAUGACGUCACAAAGACAUUAUAGAUCGCCCUUUCCCUGACACGUAAUGUUGUUAUCCAUGCUCUCAUAUUAGUCUCAUAUUUCGUAAAGAUGACCACUCAUAAGUAAUGACAAUUAUGACCUGCUGUCACGAAAACAGUUUUUCUACGCAUGCGCCCUCUGUCGGGGAUGAGGAAAUAAUGUGGAAAUAAGCAGUAUUUAUUGUUCUUGCAGGUAUUUAAAAAAUGCGCAAGUUCAGGCUGUCAUAUCUUUCCACUCACUAUUUACGUUAUGUAUGUACAACUUAUGUAGAUGAUAUUUAUUAUUUAUUUUGUCAUUUGUGAAAUUCAUAGUGUAUUUUAUGAGUGUGCACCCUGUGAUGUGUUGUACGCCUAUUGCUGAUGAUACGUCAGGCUCUUGUGGUAUUUUUUCAGUUUCUGUGGUGCUGUUGUAGACUACAUUUAUAUUUAUAACACAGUCCACUACAAUACACAACAUUCGCUCAAUUAUACACGCUUCAGUUCUUUGAAUUAGUCAUAUAUCACUCCGUGCAAAGUAAUUUGCAUAUGGGUUAAACAUAGAAACAAUAUACUUGAUGGUCGGUGUUCUUGCGUGAACAUCAUACCCUCAAUAUAUGCACUGACUGCAAAAACGUCUCAAAUGAUAUCAAUAUCAUAUGUCAUACAGAUGAGAUUGCGUAUACUCUCUAGCUCCCAGACGAAACAAAUACCAUAUCUUCCCCGUGUGUCAAAACAUAUGUACCAAAUAUCUUCCCACGCCUCAGACGAUAAACAAUAAUAUAAUCCCGGUCUCUUAGAUGUUAAUCAACUUUCUUCUCAGACAAUGCAGGAUACAACCGUCUUCCUACCAUUUGGAGGUUACAUAUAUUUACCUGACCUUUCAGAGAAUUGUUAUUUCGUCCUACCUCUCUUCCCACAUCUCUUUUUUUAGAUAAUACAUACCAUAUCUAACUAACAUCUCAGAUUGUACAUUAUAUAACACACACACACACACACACACACACACACACACACACACACACACACACACACACACACACAUCGAAUAAUAAUGUCCCCAUCACUAAAAUGAUAUAUAUCAUAUCUCCCCACCUAUAACAGCGACCGAGACUGAAUUGUCGCUAGAAUUAUGAAUUUGUGUUUCAAUUAUGUGUUUCAAGCACACCACUGCAAAUA